UGUCUCAGUCACAUGGGAACAAAGAAUGUAACACGUGUCUCAGAAUUCCUCCUCAUGGGUCUCUCAGAUGACCCAGAACUGCAGCCUCUCCUCUUCAGCCUCUUCCUGUCCAUGUACCUGGUCACUAUGCUUGGGAAUCUACUCAUCAUCAUGAGCAUCAGUUCUGACUUCCACCUCCACACCCCUAUGUACUUCUUCCUCUCCUACCUGUCCUUGGCUGACAUCGGUUUCACCUCCACCACAAUCCCCAAGAUGAUUGUAGACAUCCAAACUCGCAGCAGAGUCGUCUCCUAUGUGGGCUGCCUGACUCAGAUGUCUUUUUUCACUCUUUUUGGAUGUUUGGACAGUCUCCUCCUGACUGCAAUGGCAUAUGAUCGGUUUGUGGCCAUCUGUCACCCCUUGCACUACCCAGUCAUCGUGAACUCCCGCCUCUGUGGCCUGUUGGUUUUGAUAUCUUUUUCCAUUAGUCUUUUGUACUCCCCUCUGCACAGUUUGAUUGUGUCACAACUUACCUUCUUCAUGGAUGUGGAAAUCCCUCAUUUCUUUUGUGACCCUUCUCAGCUAUUCAACCUUGCCUGUUUUGAAAUCCCCAUCAAUAACAUAUUAAUGUAUUUUAUUGCUGCUAUCCCUGGUGGUGUUCCACUCACAGGGAUCCUUUUCUCUUAUACUCGAAUUGUUUCCUCCAUUGUGAGAGUCCCAUCAACAGGUGGGAAGUACAAAGCCUUUGCUACCUGUGGCUCUCAUCUGUCAGUUGUUUGCUUAUUUUAUGGAACAGGACUUGGUGUAUAUCUCAGUUCUGCUGUCUCACAUUCCCCCAGGAAGGAUGCAGUGGCCUCAGUGAUGUACAGCGUGGUCACCCCCAUGCUGAACCCCUUCAUCUAUAGCCUGAGGAACAGGGACAUCAAGAGGGCCAUGCAGAAACUCCUUAGAAGAACAGUGUAA
Molecule: messenger RNA, 942 nt
Organism: Ceratotherium simum simum (southern white rhinoceros)
Lineage: Eukaryota; Metazoa; Chordata; Mammalia; Perissodactyla; Rhinocerotidae
Product: olfactory receptor 7E178-like
Biological process (GO): G protein-coupled receptor signaling pathway
Cellular component (GO): membrane
Molecular function (GO): olfactory receptor activity; G protein-coupled receptor activity
Source: RefSeq, a predicted model, not a curated record